Messenger RNA from Macrosiphum euphorbiae (potato aphid), 393 nucleotides. NCBI's taxonomy places the organism in Eukaryota, Metazoa, Arthropoda, Insecta, Hemiptera, Aphididae. The record is from the annotation of a GenBank genome assembly.
AUGUGGGUACCUACUAAUGGACGUGUAUCAGAUGGAGGAGUUAUUGACAACACCAAGUUCUAUAAAAACCUCCAGAGUGAAACUCUGAACUUACCAAAAGCAGAAAAUGUAAAUGGUAGUAAUAAAAAAUUAAACUAUGUUUUUCUUGGUGACGAGGCAUUUUCGUUAAGACCAGAUUUUUUAAAGCCAUACAAUCUGAGAGAACUUACACUAGAACGUCGAAUAUUCAAUUAUCGUCUGUCGGGGGCUCGCCGAACAGUUGAAAACGUAUUUGGUAUUUUAGCGAAUCGAUUUAGAAUAUUCCAUACUUCGAUUAAUUUAAAAAUUGAAAACAUAGACAAGGUCGUAAUGGCAUGUUGCGUACUUCACAACUUUCUGAGGAAACGUAUCUAA